GCUGCUGGAGCAGGAAGGAAAAGUAGAGCACGCGGGGAAGGGAGUCGCUUCUUCUUUAACCCGCCUGCGCCAGACCUCUACCUUCUUGAGGAUGCCCUUUUAGUCGCAGUUGCUAUGGAGAAGAUCAAGGAGCAGUUUUCCAGUCUCCAAAUAGCAAAACGGUGUGCACUGGCAGAAGACCCCACUUACCUGUUGGACUUGGAUAUUUCAAGGAGCGGAGGGAGCCAGCUGGUGGCCGUUUCGUGUUCCGAUAAAUCAAUCAGGGUUUACGACAGAGAGGCGCUCACUUUGCUGCGGGAAUAUAGCAGCCGCCCCGGUCUGCUCAGCGGCGUCCGAUUCGCACACACGUGUGAAAGUGUGUUGUUCUCCGCUUGCAGCGACGGAACAGUGAAAUCCUGGGAUACGCGCCUGGCGACUGCAGGGCCAGCGCAGUUGUUCCGUGGCUCCCUUUCAAAUGUCUUCAUUAGCUUUGACAUAAGCUGCAACGACCUCAUAGUCUGCGCUGGAACAGAGAAAGUGGGGGACGAUGUUUUCAUGGCCUUCUGGGACGCCCGGAGCGGCACAGGUAGUGUAGCUUCCAGCAAAGAGCCUCUGGGCUUCUACUCGGAGACCCACAACGAUGACAUCACCAAAAUUCGUUUUCACCCCAUCAAACAGAACCUGGUAGUUUCUGGGUCAACCGACGGGCUGGUGAACGUUUUUGACAUUAACAAGGACAGUGAAGAAGAUGCGCUGGUUGCUACCUGCAACUCUGACUCGUCGGUCAGUUCCGUUGGGUGGUCCGGUAAAGAUUACCGGCAGGUCUAUUGCACGACGCACAACGAAGGGUUUUGUCGAUGGGACCUUGCCCAGCUGGAGACUGAGGAGCCAGUCACAUUGCUGCAUGUUCCAGAUGCCCGAGAAGCGGGAAGUGGAGGUAGCACCAAGCUGGACUACUUAAUCGGUGGCUUGUACCAUGAAACGAUGGACAAGUUGGUUGUCGUUGGGGGAACGUCAACAGGAAGCAUCUGCCUCCUGGACUGUGGGGUUGGUGGCCUGAGUUCUGUAGGAGUCCUUCACGAGGGGCACUCUGCUCCCAUCCGCUCUUUCUGCUGGAACGGGGCAGAUGAUUCUUUGCUGACCGGAGGGGAGGAUGCGCAGUUGUUGCUAUGGAAACCUGGAGCUGUGGGGAAAGCCUUUGGAAAGAAGACUUCUAUGAAGACUGCUUCCUCCGUUCAUCAGCGGCUGAGAGUUCACCAGCACACUUUCAAGAGCAAGAAAAAACGGACAUCUUUGUAAAGAGGCGGCGGCGGCGAUGGGGAGUGAGGAGGCCCCUACCUGAAAGUGAUUCCAGAAGGGUACCUGCCUUAGCCCGUUUCAGGGGGGAAAUAAGUCCCGCAGCACCUUGAAGCCUUAAUUUAUUAUGGCAUAAUGUUUCAUGGACUAAGGUCUGCUUCAUCACGCACGGAAGCUUAUGCCAUAAUAAAUUAGUUGGUCUUUUGGGUGCUGCAGUUUCCACUCGUAGAGAGUUGACCUUUCGAAAAGCUGCAACACUUUUUUUGGGGGGGGGUGAGUUCCUUGCAGGUAUUUGAUGUGUGCAGCUCGACAGCCGUGACCUUGUUUACUCGGAAAAUAUCCUCUCUGUGUCCGUGGGGACCCCAACUUCCAGCAAAGUUGGCACGGGAUCGGUGCCUCGAUAUGAGAAGCCUGCCAAGCAAAUUAAAAGGCAUCAUUCUUUUGUCUGAGGCUGCUUAUGACAGGCUUGUUCAAACAUUGCUCUCUAGAUCCCAACAGCCCGAAUUAUAUUUUGCUAAAGAUGGAAUUUUCUUAAAACAAUGCCGGAAGUCACGGGGAGUGGAGGAAGAGGGAGAUAAGCCUACUAAAAGAGGCAUAAGGGACAAACUGAGAAUGGCAAGAUGAGAAAGUUCCCUUCUGCACCCCCUCAGUUCUGUGAAACUUGAUAUUUGUCACACAAGGCACACUGGACACACACAGCAUCUCUCUAAUUUUGGGCUGGGGCUGGGGACUAGCCUGUGACCUCCAAUCACCCCUGAGCAUUUGCUGCAGCUAAUGGAUGUUGUAGUUCUUGCCUGCUUCCGAUUUCAUCCAUUUCCUGCAGGUGGGAAGGGAACUAUUUGGAAAUACUACAAGCUGAAUACAUGGUUCCCAUGAUUUGGGGGCGCACACACCCAGUUCCUUAUUUGUUAUCAGAGGCCAUUGUGCAUUUAUAAGCAUUGUGCAAACGUAUGACUGUUAUGACUGGAGACAUUUAUUGUGGAUCUUGGAGGGGAGUCUUACCAGGCAUGGAAGUUUAUGAUUUUUGGUAGUGCAACCAUUAUUUUGAGGUCUUGGGGCAUAUUGGGUGAUGCCCAACUAAAUCUUACUGAAAAAUAGACCCAUUGAAAUUACUUAAGCCCGUUGAUUUUACUGGAUCUACUCUGAUCAUAGCUAAUUCGCUCAUUCCCUUUUUAGUUCCUCUUCUGAAUGAGUUGUUUUUCAAACUUUGGUCCGGAUGAGGAACCGAAAACUGGGAAUUGCUAACUAACUUUAGCACUGCGUAUCACAUCAAGACACAAGGUAGUUUGUUUCAAUCUCUGCAAACUAUCAGUUCCCUGAAAUCCAUGGAUAUAAAAAUAAAAGUCUGGAAUCUGAAGCUAUGGAUCUUCAAAAACUGAUUAUUAUUAGAGAAAAUGUUCUAGAAGAAUCAUAGAAUCAUAGAGUUGGAAGAGACCACAAGAGCCAUCCAGUCCAACCCCCUGCCAAGCAGGACACACCAUCAAAGCAUUCUUGACAUAUGGCCGUCAAGCCUCUGCUUAAAGAUCUUCAAAGAAGGAGACUCCACCACACUCCUUGGUAGCAAAUUCCACUGCCGAACAGCUCUUACUGUCAGGAAGUUCUUCCUAAUGUUUAGGUGGAAUCUUUCUUGAAAAAUAGACCCAUUGAAAUUACUUAUUUUGUAAAUGAUACAUGGAUUCAUGUGGCUGAUUUUGUAGGCACAUCGUUGCUUUGAAGUUGUGUACGAUACCCAGAUUUACUUAAUACGAUGAUCUGUCAAGGCUGGAAACAGGCACUGAUUGGUGGUCUCUCCCCCACCCCCACCCCCACCCCGAGAGCUGGCACCAGUUUGAAACCAGGACUGUGUCUUGUAUGUUUCUCCCCGUCACUUGGCAGUAAACAGGUGUUGCUGAUUUUUUAAAAUAUAGUUUCUUUUCUUUCUGGAUUGAUGCUGACAGUAAGAAUAACAGAUCAAGGCUAGGAAAUAAUAAAAAAAAUCCUUUUGUUUACUACUGUGUGUGUGGUUUCUGUAACCAACUCUCCAAUUUUUCCCGACUUGCCAAAGCUUAGUUUUCAAAAACGAAAGCAGUUUUGUGCAUUUUGUAUUCUAGGCAAUAUCCAUCACAGUCAAUCUGUUAGCAUAAACCUUCAGCUGUGCAAUUAGUCUUUCCUUCCCUCUUUUCUCCCCAUGCACCCACCCCAACAAAAUACUAAAAACACGAUACA
Messenger RNA from Zootoca vivipara (common lizard), 3480 nucleotides. RefSeq names its product WD repeat domain 89 (gene WDR89). Gene Ontology annotation, molecular function: protein binding. NCBI's taxonomy places the organism in Eukaryota, Metazoa, Chordata, Lepidosauria, Squamata, Lacertidae. The record is from RefSeq and is a predicted model, not a curated record.